AUGUCAUCAUCAACACCCUCCGGCUCAAACUCAGACUCGACAUCAUCUUCAUCAAGAUCACUACCUGUCCCACAUGCUCACUUCAGCGCUCAAUCACAAUCUCGAUUCUCAUACGCUACGACCUCACCUCCUACUCCAGAUCCAGAUAGGUUAUUCUUUCGUCCACCUCAUGCAUCUCCUGAUCCAGAUGUCACGGCAAGUACACCGGACAGACAAGGUAAUAAUGCUUCGAUGGCCGACUUGGUAUUCGGCGAUAACGAUCGUAUUGGUCAGAGUGGUGGGGUAGCAGUAGGAUAUGGGAUGGAUCCUAAGAUGUUGGCUGAUAUGCUAAGUCCGCCUGAACCUUCAAGCUCAAGCUCGAGCUCAUCCAAGAGGAAGAAAGGAAAGGAGAAGGAAAAGAGAGUGAAGAAUAAGACAUCCAAUAACUCUGUAAAACAUCCAGUACGAGAAAGGAAUAAUCCAUCACCACCUAGUACACCUCCUCCAGUCCCACCUAAAAACCCCUUACCGCCAACCACCACACCCAAAUCGACACGAACCACAACAAGUCUCUCAUCAUCACUAUCACUUGGAUAUUCAGACACCACCCAUUCGCAUUCCCACUCUCAUUCUAGACAUUCUCAUUUUACCGAGAUCCAUUCACCUAAGAAAGCCAUUCAUGGUCGUAUGACAUCCGCUUCAUCUCAUCAAUUGAACCCCAAACCUUCUCUCGCAAGUUUAUCAAGUUUCUCACCAAGUCAACCCGAUUUUCAACCGAAUUAUCAGAUAUACUACGACCAAGGGGAGCAUGAGAGCCGUCCAUCGAUAUCAACGAAUUAUCCAAAUCCAUCCGAAUCAUUUGAACAUGAAAGCACUCUUGGUCACGGUAGAGAAAAGUUACAAGCUACUUUAGCAGCCUUACCAUGGGCUGAACCACCUCCUCGACUAUCAUCACCUAACAAGCUUAAUUCGCCAACAAGUGGGACUGGGUAUACUUCUUCGACUGUUCGAGCGGAAACUCCUCAGAGGACACCGACAUAUUCCUUCUUGGCUAAUGAUCCUUCGGUUUCGGCUUCUACGAUGCAUGAUAAUCACUCUAGAAGACCUAGUGCGACUUCAUCGAUCAAAAGUCAACUGACUAUGCCACCUAUACUUGAAGCUAGUAGUGGACUGUUACGGGGUUUACCACACUCACCCAGUCUAUGGUCCCAGUCUCCGUCUCAGUCUCAUGAUUCGUACAGAUCAUCUCAACAAAGUGGGUACAGCGGUAUGGCAAAAUUUCAACCUUCCAGUUCUUCUGACCCAAGUGGUAAAGAUAGUCAAACUUCACCGAUAUCUCAGGAUAUGUCAUCUCCCGGUAUAAUCAGCCUGAUGUCUAAUACUAGUUCAAACACUAAUCAGAGCGGUAGUGGUAAUCACGAUAGAUAUCCUAGUAUAGGUUCAGCAAUGGCCACCAAGACUUCUUCCUCAACAUCUCACUCGAAUGGAAAAUGGUCAUUUGUCUGUCGGUCCGGAUCAAGUUCGACGACCAAGUCCUCACGGAGCAAAUCAUUCAAAUCAAUCCAUUCUGCCAAAUCGUAUGAUUCCAAAAGAGGAUCACUCAGUACGUUAGGAGGUCAUGGAGGUAGAUAUGUGUUGAAAAGAUGGGAGGUGAUACAGAAUUUUUCGAGUAUCAAUUCGAGUAAUCAGCAUUGGGAGGUGUUGGAUGGAGAGGAAGUGAGGAAGAAGGAGAAUCAAAUGGAUUUGAGGUCGUUAGUGGGUAGAGCUUGGGUAUUGGAGAGGGUUCUAAGGAGUGGGAAGAGGGUAUCCUCGCAGUCUUUAAAGAUUCUACGUCCCUUCACACCCUCAUCAUCUGCUACAUCAUCCCCCAUGCCUACCAGACCGCAUUUACCCCACUUACCAUCGAAUUCCAUAUCAACCACCAAAUAUCGUCCGUCCUUAUCUGCCUCGGUGUCAGUCGACCCUUCUCGCAAAUCUUCCCUACGGCACUCUCACACUCCCGGUAACAAACAUUCCCCAAGGAGUAAAUCAACAUCCAGUUCCAAUACUGGUGCGAGUAAAUCCAAGUCUCAUAAAGAUAGAAGAGGAUCGGUACCUUCCAUAAGAUUGAGAUUGGGAAAGAAACUACGAAGAACUGAAAGUAGGGAAGAUAUCUUUACUGAGAUAGGUUCGCCAGAGCAAGGGGGAAGUAGGAUUCACAGUCGUGAUAACUCUGUUGAUUCUCAUGAUCGCGCAGAGCGGGAUUAUCCAAGUGUUCCUUCACCCAAACGUAAAUCCACGUCUGAGAAGGAGAAGGGGGAAGAUAGAGUAGGUGGCAAAGGUGUGAUUGUUUUUCCCGAGGAAUUAUCUUCAUCGUCAAAUGAUAAUAUACAUAACAAUGAAAAGAAAGAAUCACCACCCUUACCACCUAAAGACCAUCAAUAUGGGAAGGAUCGAUGUGGAUGCACCACACCGAAUUGCUUUAAUAUCUCACCUACCUCGCCUACUCCAUUAUUACCGCAUCCUGAUCCGACGUACCACAUUCAUGCCAGAUCCAGUCAUUAUGAUCAUUCGCAGGCAAAUUCGAAUCCCAAUUUUCUUAACUCAAAUAGUGACACGGAAGGGUACGAUCCAGAAAAAGGCGAAGGAGAUGUAGUACUUCGUUAUUCACCACAAUCACCUCAUUUAGGUCAUCGAUCACCCAAUUGGAGAAAUCGACAAUCAGUCAUAUCAUACAUUGAGACAGGGGUAUGGGAAGAGAAACCUAAAAAUCGUUUCAAAAUUCUUAUAGGGGUAGGAGCUGGGUUGGUGGUUGUGCUGAUUGUAGGAUUGUUGGUGGGAUUAUUGGUGAGAAGGAAAGAACAGAGUGAUUGA
Kwoniella botswanensis is the source of this 2832-nucleotide messenger RNA. RefSeq lists its product as uncharacterized. Lineage: Eukaryota; Fungi; Basidiomycota; Tremellomycetes; Tremellales; Cryptococcaceae. The record is from RefSeq and is a predicted model, not a curated record. Bases 1 to 2832 code for a protein of 943 amino acids. The transcript is spliced from 2 exons.